AUGUAUCAAAAAAGUAAACCAUGGGCACUGUUCAGAAAUACAGAUAAAAGCGAGUAUUGCGCAUUAUUCAUGGCAGUUAUUUUCGCUACUAUAGUUGGAGCUUUACUACCCGUUCAUUCUCUUAUACUGAGGGGUGUAGUCAAUGACUUCACCGAGGAAAUUUUUCUCAAAGAAAGCAUCUAUGUAUAUUCUAAAUGGUUUGCUCUUGUGGGUGUUACAGUGUUAUUAUUAGCAUUCGGUCAAGAUUUCUUGAUCAAUUUGUUCACAAUCAGGAAAAUUAACCGAAUUCGUUCGCUGUAUUUCAGAAGCAUUUUACGCCAGGACGUUGCAUGGUUUGAUGAACAGUCAUCUGGAUCACUCAUCAGCAAACUAUCUCAUAACAUUGACAACAUUCAACUAGGGAUGGGUUCAACAUUGACCGAUUUCUUUAAAAACUUGUCUGGAUUCAUAGAAAUAGUUGCAUACGCACGCGCUGGUGCUGUUGCCGGCGAAGUCCUAGAAGCUAUACGCACUGUUGUUGCGUUCGGUGGAGAGAAAAGGGAGUUGAAAAGAUACCGUGAGCAACUGGGAACGGCAGAAAAAGCUGGGCUGAAAAAAGUAGUGGCAUCAGGUGCAGUUAAUGGGACAAUUGGACUGACUGUGUUUUGUUCUACUGCUCUACUAUUUUGGUAUGGCUUUAAAUUAAUAGUAAAUGAAGAUUAUGACGCUGGAGCUAUUGUGACGAUUUUCGUGAAUGUUCUUUUAGGAAGUGUUUUUCUGGGUAACGCUCUACCAAGUUUUCAAUAUUUUAUGAACGCACAGGCGUCAGCCACUGAAAUUUACAGUAUUAUCGAGCGUGUCCCGGAAAUUGACAAAGACUGUCACGGAAGGCUGAUUCCGAACUUUUCUGGGAACGUCACAUUCAGAAAUGUUUCUUUCGCAUACCCAAGUCGACCAGAUAUUGCAGUUUUAAAGAAUUUUAGUUUAAGCAUCAAAAGUGGGCAAACUGUGGCAUUGGUUGGACCGAGCGGUUCAGGGAAAAGUACCGUUGUUCAUAUGUUGCAAAGAUUUUAUGACCCAACGAAAGGCGAGGUAUUAAUCGAGGAUGAGGACAUCAAGAAUCUGGACCUGAAAGCUUAUCGUAAUCAGAUAGGCUGUGUACAGCAAGAACCGGUACUUUUCGAAGGAACUAUCAGUGAUAACAUAAGGUUAGGGAAGCUGGAUGCAACUCAAGAUGAGAUAGAAGAAGCUGCAAAGCUUGCCAACGCUCACGGUUUCAUUCAACAACUCCCAGAUGGAUACGACACUUUUGUGGGUGAACGAGGUGGCGGAAUGUCAGGUGGUCAGAAGCAACGUAUAGCAAUCGCUCGAGCUCUGAUUAGAAAGCCGAAGUUGCUGCUGUUGGAUGAAGCAACGUCCUCACUUGACGCAAAAUCAGAACGUCUUGUCCAAAUGGCUUUGGAUAGAGCGGUUGAGGGGAGGACUGUGGUAGUUGUUGCUCAUCGUCUUACAACAGUUCGUAAUGCGAAUUUGAUAGUCGUGCUUGAUAAGGGAGUGGUUCGCGAAUCUGGGACACACGCUGAACUUGUGGCUGAAAACGGUCUUUAUGCUGCGAUGCUUAGUAAUCAGAGAAUAUUGGAAAGUGCUGAGAACGAUGACAGUGAAUUAUUGGAUGAAGGAUCUCGAAAUAAAUGUAUCGUCAGUGGAAAAGACUUGUUGACGAAAUUAGACGAUAUUUGUAAAAUGGAUAAUGGUGAAGAUAAUGUAUCUGAAACCACUGGAAAUGUUACAUACGGGAAUUUUUCCCUUAUUUCAACAAUUUCGAUUCUACGUAAUCAAGAAAAAAAUAUCAAGCUUUCUCCUACAUUAAGGGUUUUAAAACUUAAUAGACCUGAACUACAUCUGAUAGUUUUAGGAUGUAUUUGCUGUGUGAUUAGUGGGACCACUCAACCAGCUUUUGCGAUUCUGUAUACUGAAAUGUAUAGUAUUUUUCCUUUGCGAUCUAAUCCAGAUCUGCUGUUUAGUCGACUCACUGUUGUAUGUGGGAUGAUGGUGGUGAUUGGAAUUCUACGUUUUGUAGCUAAUGUCAGUCAGAGUUUACUUUUUGGAAAAUCAGGCGGUAUAUUAGUUAGUCGCCUACGAUCAAAAGUUUUUGAGAGCAUGCUAAAUCAAGAAAUAGAAUGGUUCGAUAAACCGGAGAACCAAGCAGGAGCAUUAACUGUAAAACUGGCCAAUGAUGCUAUGAAAGUGACAAUGAUUUCAGGUUCACAAUUGGGUUUCAUCAUAGAAGCUGUAGCAUUGAUAGCUAUGUCUUUUGUGGUUUCGUUUAUCUACAGUUGGCAACUGACUCUCUUAAUAUUAGCCUUCUAUCCACUUAUUGUCAUUGGAGGAUUUUUACAGAUGCGAACACUUUCAGGAAGUAGUAAUAUUCGGAAUGCUAAUGAAGCAAUGAGAAUUGCUCAAGAGGUGACUGGCUCAAGCUACACAGUUACUGCAUUUACAUUAGAAGAUUACUUCUUUAAACGUUUUGAAUUUCAUGCAGUUGAAAAUCUGAAAAAUAACUUGAAAACGAUAUUUUUAAAUGCUAUUAUGUACGCUAUUGCAGAAAGUGUAUUGUUGUUCGCAGUAGCUGCUGCGUAUUCACUCGGUGCACACUUGGUUUCAACAAAAGCAGUAACGGUUUUAGCAGUGUUCAGGGUUUUCGUAACUAUCCAUUUGAGUGCUCAAUCUCUUGGCCGUACAGCUACACUAGUUUUGGGUACUAAAGCAGCAGGUUCAGCUGCGAAAUGGAGUGUACCACGUGAAAAAUUCAAAGGGAAAAUUUCGUUCAAGAACGUUGAUUUCAAAUAUUUUUCUCAAACUGAGAGACGGGUUCUUAAGAACUUUUCACACACUAUUGAGCCUGGUCAAACAGUCGCAUUAGUUGGACCUUCUGGUUGUGGUAAAUCAACAUUGCUUCAGUUAGUAUUGAGAUUCUACGAUCCAACAUAUCACGGUCCCGAUACUGGUGUGUUUUUCGAUGAUAUGAAUAUUAGAGAUAUUGCACCUAGUUGGGUUAGAAAACAGAUUGGUCUUGUUUCACAAGAACCCACUUUAUUCGAUCUCACGAUAAGAGAGAAUAUUGCGUAUGGAGACAAUAGUCGAGAAGUGACGAUGGAAGAGAUUAUUGAGGCAGCACGUGCAGCUAGCAUCCAUGAUUUUAUUACAACACUCCAGAACAAUAUGAAACCAAAGUUGGACAACGUGGAUCAAAGUUAUCUGGAGGACAGAAACAGAGGAUAGCCAUUGCACGAGCUUUAAUUCGUAAACCUGCUCUACUUCUGUUGGACGAAGCUACUUCAGCUUUGGACAAUGAGAGUGAGCGGAUAGUUCAAGAAGCCCUUGAUGCUGCUAUGGGAACGAGAACAUCAUUAGUUGUUGCUCAUCGCCUGUCUACAGUCGUCAAUGCUGACUUGGUAGUAGUUUUGCGGGAUGAACGAAAGAUAGAGUCAGGACCUCCAGCAGCACUGCUCGCUAAGAAAGGAGCUUUCUAUGCUUUGCACCACAUGGAGAAUUAAAUCAUCUCAUCAAACUCAUUCAUCAUUACACAUCAUUUUGGUGUUGUUGAUUUUGAUAUAAAAUUAUUUCAAAU
This is a messenger RNA of Schistosoma mattheei, 3610 nucleotides long. NCBI's taxonomy places the organism in Eukaryota, Metazoa, Platyhelminthes, Trematoda, Strigeidida, Schistosomatidae. The record is from the annotation of a GenBank genome assembly.